CUCGGGGUGUGGCCGCCCCGCGCCCCGCCCCGCGCCCCUCCUCCGAGGACUGCUCCCGGCUUGAGUGGUCGCUCCACGUCUCUGCUCCGCACCGCAAGCAGCGCGUCGGCCGCUCGAUCCCCUCCAGCUUCCUGGUCCCUGCGCCGUGUCGGAGCCCCACUGGCUCUGCGCUCCCCCGGGACCCCUGCCGCGUCCCCUCCGCGCCUCUCGGGAUCUGCACGGGAGCGGCAGCCUCCGGGCCGGGGCGGGCGGAAGCGGCCGAGAAGCCACGUGUCCCUUGGCGGCUGGCGGAGGGGCCGGCGCGCCCGGUGGCCGCGAGGACCAUGGCCAACAGUGAGCGCACCUUCAUCGCCAUCAAACCGGACGGCGUGCAGCGCGGCCUGGUGGGCGACAUCAUCAAGCGCUUCGAGCAGAAGGGAUUCCGCCUUGUGGCCAUGAAGUUUGUUCAGGCCUCCGAGGAACACUUGAAGCAGCAUUACAUUGAUCUGAAAGACCGCCCGUUCUUCCCUGGGCUGGUGAAGUACAUGAACUCCGGACCAGUUGUGGCCAUGGUCUGGGAGGGGCUGAAUGUGGUGAAGACAGGUCGAGUGAUGCUUGGGGAGACCAAUCCAGCUGAUUCUAAGCCAGGCACCAUUCGUGGGGAUUUCUGUAUCCAAGUUGGCAGGAACAUCGUUCAUGGCAGUGAUUCAGUAAAAAGUGCUGAGAAAGAAAUCAAUCUGUGGUUUAAGCCAGAAGAACUGAUUGACUACAAGCCUUGUGCCCAUGACUGGGUCUAUGAAUGAGGUGGACAGAGCAGCAGUCUCCUCCCCUUUGACACUGCUUGAUGUGCCCCUACACACAGCUCUGCAUUCCACAGACUUGGAAGCAGUAGGAUUCAGGAUUCUUUUCUAAAGUACAUUACCAAUAAAGACUCGUAACUGGG
Messenger RNA from Trichechus manatus latirostris (Florida manatee), 922 nucleotides. RefSeq names its product nucleoside diphosphate kinase B. Gene Ontology annotation, biological process: CTP biosynthetic process; UTP biosynthetic process; regulation of apoptotic process. The record is from RefSeq and is a predicted model, not a curated record. The transcript is spliced from 6 exons. Bases 324 to 782 code for a protein of 152 amino acids. Gene Ontology annotation, molecular function: nucleoside diphosphate kinase activity. NCBI's taxonomy places the organism in Eukaryota, Metazoa, Chordata, Mammalia, Sirenia, Trichechidae.